This is a messenger RNA of Salvelinus namaycush (lake trout), 1293 nucleotides long. RefSeq names its product lipopolysaccharide-induced tumor necrosis factor-alpha factor homolog. The transcript has 4 exons. The coding region runs from base 31 to 516 and encodes 161 amino acids. The record is from RefSeq and is a predicted model, not a curated record. Lineage: Eukaryota; Metazoa; Chordata; Actinopteri; Salmoniformes; Salmonidae. Gene Ontology annotation, molecular function: zinc ion binding.
CAACCCCAGACAGUAUGGAGAAGAGCCAGUAUGGACCCCCGCAGUACGUGUCUGCUCCCCCCUACCCUGGCCUCCCAGCGGGCUACCAGGGAAGUGGAGGGGGAACAGCCUAACCCCCUCAGCCUGGCUACCAGGGAAGUGGCGGGGGAACAGCCUACCCCCCCCCAGCCUGGCUUCCAGGGAGGUCCCCAACCCGGCAUGUACCCACCACCUCCCCAAUAUGACAUGGGCAUGGCACAACCUACAAACGCCCCCAGCGUAACCCAGGUGGUGGUGAUGCAGCAGCUGCUGCCUAGAGACGUACCCGGCCAGAUGACGUGUAACCACUGUCAAGUCCCGGUUCUGACAGAGACCACACACACCCCUGGACUGCGCACCUGGGUCAUCUGUGGAGUCCUCGGCGUCUUUAUGUGCUGGCCAUGCUGUUUGAUUCCUUUCUGUGUUGACUCCUGUAAGGACGUAGAACACCGCUGCCCCAACUGCAAGAGAGUGAUCCACAUCCACAAACGCGAAUAGGCCAAGAUGAGACGCCUGCCACAAAGUGAUCCACAACUAGCCCCGGCCCACAGACACUGCUGCCACAAAGUGAUCCAUACCUUUAUGAAUCCAUUCCAAUACACCACUAGUCUACACUACACCACUAGUCUACACUACACCACUAGUCUACACUACACCACUAGUCUACACCACUAGUCUACACCACUAGUCUACACCACUAGUAGGUCAAGAACGCUUUUAGUACCUGAGUAAUGGUGACUCUUAUUUCCAACCAUAACACACACACACACACACACACACACACAUACAUACACACACACACUUGUGAAGCAACGUGCUCCUCAUGAAAAUAUAAAUAUCUGUGGUGAGAAGUCACAGUGUAAAGACAAUAGUCUGUCUGUGGCUGAGAUGACUACUGGAAGACCAGCUUAACAUUGACUAGUGUCAGUGUGUAACAAGCUAAGGCCAUUUCUAGCAGACCUUUUACACUGAUUGUAAUGUAUGUUUUCUUUCAUUCUGUGAAUCUUCAUGUUGAACAGAAAGUAGGAUUCUAUUUGUAUUGACGUUGGUAUCGAUUGGUUGUUGUUUUUUUUAAAGGCACAGUCCACAGUUGAAACUAUAAAAAAGCUGAAUCCCGCCUCUGUUUUUGUAAAAAGCUGCGGGAUGGGGCUGGAGAAAUGUAACCACUCUCAAAGACAGAGCUAUGCAUGCAAUGACUGACCAUCCAACGUUAUAGCUUUAUCCAUGUUUUGAGGCUAUACAGUGUUUGUUUACAUUUACAAACAUUGGAGCAAA